Molecule: messenger RNA, 1632 nt
Organism: Anarrhichthys ocellatus (wolf-eel)
Lineage: Eukaryota; Metazoa; Chordata; Actinopteri; Perciformes; Anarhichadidae
Product: Fanconi anemia group A protein homolog
Exons: 14
Biological process (GO): interstrand cross-link repair
Cellular component (GO): Fanconi anaemia nuclear complex
Source: RefSeq, a predicted model, not a curated record
GGGCGGCAGAAACCAGACCAGACUAUCAAGGGAGCCACCCCAAAGCGCAGGCAAAGCCCGUGGGCCUCCAGGUUUGUCAGUGCACUGCUCGGCAACACGCAGCUCCUCUCCGGCCUCAUACACGGACUCUGGGAGCUAUUUCAUAACCAGGCGGCGGCGCUCAGCGCCGCCCACCUACUCGGCCUGGCGGUGUUUGCGGUCCAUCUCCACGCCUGCAUGCCCCACGGUCCUCUGGUCCAGCUGUUCCCGCCCACACUCCCGGAGCCGGUUCGCGUCGGAGAGGCUCUUAGCUCGGCGCUGGUCUGCAGCACACACUCCAACAUGCUCUUCUGUGUCAGGUUGUGUGUGGCAGCUUUGUGUUACGGGAUCUGCAGAGGGGACUCAUUGCCUCAGCAACAACAGCAGGACUACAUCCUCAACAGCUUCUAUAAGAAGCUCCUGUACCUCAUCCCAAGACUCUCGCCUGAAACCAGAGGAACUCCCAUCACUGCUGGCGGUCUAAUCGGUGACCACCAGGAGGAGAACCCGCCGGGCCUGUGGAGCAGUGCCACAGACGCCAACGGCACCUGGAGGAAGACCGCUUGGCAUCUGUGGAGGCACCCGGUGUUCCGUCAGCUGGAAAACACGCCACAAUAUCAGCUAUCGUUCUCAGAAUGGGUGGCUAUCGAGCUCAGAGUACGGAGAAGUGAAGACGCCCUGUCAGACCCAGAACGUCAGGAGUACCAGCAGUGGGCCUGCUGGGAGCUCUACCUGUCCUGUCCGGAGGAACAGGGAGGCUGUGGUGGAGACACGAGGAUCCUCUGCUCUCAUCUGCUCAAUGCCGUCAUGGACCAGCAGCUAAGCAACCAGAGCCUGGACAAGCUGCAUCACAGAGUGUCAGAAACAGGGACCUGUCUGCCAGACAUCCUGUCCCGGUUACAGGAGCUUGUCUAUGACAUGGAAGUGACCAACCUCUGCCGUGGAAGCAGCCGACCCGACGUGAGCGACGUCCUGUUGGAAUCGGUGUCUCAGAGAUGCUCCUCCUCAGCUCCACCGAGCAUCAGGGCCGAGCUCAGCCUGCAGCACACGCUGAGCACGUGGAACAGGGUCCUGCUGGCUCUCCCAGCAGUGUUGCUCGUUAAAGUGAGGUCCGAAGGAGGGAGGGAGACUCUGGAGUGUGACACGCUGAUAGAACAUGUCAACCAGCAUCAGAGGAAGGCGUGUUCUCCGGUCGGCUUGCUGUCCUGCCACCUGACAACACACCUGCUGAGAGGUGUGUUGUGUGCCGGCGCACGCUGCAGACACUCGAGGGAAGAAGUCAACAAAGCCUGGUCCCAGAUCAGUCUACGCUGUCCACUACUCCUGGUCUCCACAGCGCACUGGUGGGAGCGUGUGUCUCCGGUGCUUUUGUCCCUGUGGCGUCGCCUGUGUGACGGAGAGCCUCUACCAGAGCAGCUGCAGCUCCUUGCUGACUGUCAGAACUGGGCCUGCAGUUUGGAGAAGGGGCUGCCGUCGUCGCCGGUACCCGCGGCUGCAGCUCUGCUGCUGGCCGCCAGCCUGCACCGCGCCUGGCGAGGCCGCGGGCGCAACGAACAGGGCUUCAGCGCUGCCCUCAGCGUGCUGCGGCCACAGAGGAGCACGCAACACCGACAG